CGGCGGCGGCCCUCGGGGCGCGGGGGCCGACGCGGCGGUGGCUGACGGCGCUGUGGGGACGGAGCCCGAGCCGGGCGGCCACGAUCUGAACUGUGGUGUCCUCAUAGUCUGCAGAUGCCCAGUGGCUGACAGCUGAGGAGAGGAACCAGGCUAUGCUUCCUCUGAAAGCAGCAGGAUGGUCGGAGUUAAGUGACAGAGACGCCAUCUACAAGGAGUUCUCCUUCAAAAAUUUUAAUCAGGCAUUUGGCUUUAUGUCUCGAGUGGCCCUGCAGGCGGAGAAGAUGAACCAUCACCCCGAAUGGUUCAACGUGUACAACAAGGUCCAGAUAACUCUCACCUCCCAUGACUGCGGCGGGCUGACCAGGAGAGAUGUAAAGCUGGCGCAGUUUAUUGAGAAAGCCGCCGCUGCGGUGUGACCGCCCCCUCGCGUGCGUGGAUCCGUGCUGAGCACAGGCGAGAAGCUGUGGCGGGCACCUCACACCAACAGACGGCGUUGUAAACCCAUUAGCAUUUUUACGUUUUGUAUAAUCAGUACUUAAAUACAAAAUGACCGAA
Molecule: messenger RNA, 555 nt
Organism: Dipodomys spectabilis (banner-tailed kangaroo rat)
Lineage: Eukaryota; Metazoa; Chordata; Mammalia; Rodentia; Heteromyidae
Gene: Pcbd2
Product: pterin-4 alpha-carbinolamine dehydratase 2
Exons: 4
Coding region: 153-416 (87 amino acids)
Biological process (GO): tetrahydrobiopterin biosynthetic process
Molecular function (GO): 4-alpha-hydroxytetrahydrobiopterin dehydratase activity
Source: RefSeq, a predicted model, not a curated record